AUGCACGCACAAUCGUCGACCGUUGCGGUCGUUAUCCUCUCCACCCUUACCCUUCUCAGUCAUUUGACAGCUGUCACCAAAGCCCACUCAUGGGCCGACUGCGUCGACUGGAAGUUCAACAACCCCAGUAAUCCCGGCUGGGGCGAUAAUGAUGGCGUCUGCCAGGGUUACUGUCGCCGCUUCCCCAUGGGCCAUGCCUUUGGAACCCUGGAUUCGGAUGACCCUUCGCGGCAUUACCAACAGGAUCACGCGAACCCAGACACAGCACCUCCUUGUGCCGAUGGCCGUCAUGGUAAAGAUGUCGGGGCCGACGAGACCUUGGCGAACCCACCUGAGGAUGGUUACGGGGGUGAUUGGGGACCGAUGACACAUACUCGGGUCGGAGAUAGGCUGUGCGUUCGUUGGCCGGCCAAGAACCAUGCUGAAAGCAAUGAGGACAAUACAAUGGUUCAGAUCAACCUGUCCAAAAACAAGGAUGGGCAGGACCCUACGCAGCAAGAGCUGUUGAGGAACACAAUUGCGGUAUUGCCGUACAAGAACUGUGGGCGGGCCUCGUCUACAGAUAAGCGGCCUUGUGGGGGUUGCUUCGAGGUUCCUGUUCGGGCAUCGGGCCGGUAUCUGCUCCAGUGGCGAUGGGCCUUGAACCCGGGCGAGUGGUAUACAAGUUGUGCCGAUAUCCAAAUUGGCGGAGACAAGGGCGACGACUAG
This is a messenger RNA of Gamsiella multidivaricata, 708 nucleotides long. RefSeq lists its product as uncharacterized. The transcript is spliced from 2 exons. NCBI's taxonomy places the organism in Eukaryota, Fungi, Mortierellomycota, Mortierellomycetes, Mortierellales, Mortierellaceae. The record is from RefSeq and is a predicted model, not a curated record. The coding region runs from base 1 to 708 and encodes 235 amino acids.